Molecule: messenger RNA, 1121 nt
Organism: Fusarium odoratissimum NRRL 54006
Lineage: Eukaryota; Fungi; Ascomycota; Sordariomycetes; Hypocreales; Nectriaceae
Exons: 4
Coding region: 69-1121 (350 amino acids)
Molecular function (GO): oxidoreductase activity, acting on the CH-OH group of donors, NAD or NADP as acceptor
Source: RefSeq, a predicted model, not a curated record
CUGGAAAGUCUUCAAACUAUCUAUCAACCUGGCAGUUUUCAGUGCAAUAAGAACCCAUUUCAUCCAAUAUGGCACCAAUUCUCAAUACUUCAUUCGCUAUCCCAAAAGGAUCAACCAUUCUUGUCACUGGUGUCAACGGUUUCAUUGGUUCCCAUGUAGCCAAUGAAUUUCUACAGCGCGGAUACCAAGUCCGAGGAACUGCUCGUGACAUUUCGAAAGCCGCAUGGAUCAAAGACUUGUUCCAUCAGCAAUACGGCAAAGACAACUUCUCACUUUGGCCUGUUGCUGAUUUGACUUCUCCUCAUGCUUUUGACAAGGUGAUAAGAGGCGUUGCAGCAGUAGUUCAUGUCGCUUCACCACUAGGCCUCGACUCCGGCACUGGGACCAUGAUACCCGAUGCAGUCGCUAGCGCAGUAAAUGCUUUGGAAGCAGCCAACAGUGAGCCAAGUGUAAAGCGCUUUGUAUACACCAGCUCUUCGACCGCAGCAGUUUUUCCCGAGGCAGAAGUACCGGUUAUUGUGGAUUCGAAUACCUGGAACGACAAGGCACUUUCAAUCCUACAGAACUCAGCCUCGGCGCCUGAAUGGUAUGUUGCGUAUGCCGCUAGCAAGGUUGAGGCGGAGCGAGCCGUAUGGGACUUUUAUCAUAAUGAUGUGACGCGUCGUUCAGAUCUGGUGGUCAACACAGUACUUCCCAGCACAAACUUUGGCAAAAGCCUAGAUUGGAAGCAUCAGGGAUACCCAUCAACAUCAGGAUUCAUCAGGACUUUAUGGAGUGGCACUGCUCUCGAUUCACUGACCAAUGCCUCACCUCAAUAUUUUAUCGAUGUACAAGAUGAUGCCAAGCUUCACGUUGCGGCCACCCUGUUGCCCGAUGUACAAGGGGAAAGGAUCUUCCCUUGGGCAGAAACGUGGAAUCUAGACCAAAUCCUAGCCAUUCUACGGGCGCAGAACCCCGACAGAACUUUUGUCAAAGACUUCCAGGCCAUGCGAUAUCUGGCAGACAUCGAAAUGCCGAGGCUAAGGUGCAUUCAACUCUUGCAGGCGCUGGGUGAACUUGGCUUCACAUCUUUGGAGGAGAGCAUUCGGCUGAAUAGUGAGGACUUGGCUCGAGCUGCCUGA